GGAAUAGUUUCUAGGGCUAAAAAUGACGUGGUUUUUCAUAUGUUUUCUAGCAUUACAAUUAGUUUUUUGCAAUGCAGAAAUGCAUAAAGAAAACGAAAUAUUUCGGUACAGCGGAUCCAAUGGGAGCAUGGUUAAGUUUCUGAAGCUGGAAAAUAAACUUAAAAAAAACUUGGAGGUCAUUGGCAAGGACUUGCAGGAUAAGCUAAAUAUGAUAAAGCUCUACCAGACGAUGUUGGAGCAUGUUCCUCUGACUGGCCCCAAAAAGCAGGAGGAGUAUGUUGCAAAUCCUCUUAACGCAUUUGCAUUGCUGAGAAGGCUCCGACAGGACUGGCCCAAAUGGCUGGCAUACCUUGGCAAUCAAACCAAAAUGGAAAGGAUGCAAAAGCAUUUGGAGCUGGUGCCAAGCGAGAAAGACUUGCAGACAGCUGUUGAAGGCUUAUUGCGCAUUGAGAGUGUCUACAAUCUGGAGACAUCUCAUAUGGCCAAGGGCUUGCUGCUCGACACGCAAUACAACUCGUUUCUUACAACACCUGAUUGCAUUGCCCUGGCGGAGAGACUCUUCAAUGAUACAGAAUAUGCCAGAUCUUCGCAUUGGUAUCGCACAGCGGUGCGACUAUACAGACAGCCGUAUGAUAAUCUGUUCAGUCGCGUGCUAGGCUUGAAGCGCAAAAAACUGAACAGAAUGUACGCUCAGGCGAUUGUCAACGAGCCGGAUAACACAAAUACGCCGCCAACGGAUGGCAUCGAUCCCAGCUGGCAAGAACUGGCUGAAAAAAUAUCGAAGAACGUUAUUCGCGAGAGCAGCAGCGAUAAAAUCACUCACAUGGUCAAUAAGUAUCUGUCUGUGGAUGAGAAAAUCUACAUCAGUCUGCGGGCCAAGUAUAGGCCACAGCCCAAAGCCGUGGAGAGAGCUUGUCGCGGACUCUGGCCGGAGCGGAAGACGGAUCAUUUAAGCUGUCGCUACGUCUACGAGAACUCAGCUUACUUGAAGCUGGCGCCACUGAAGCUGGAGCAGUUGAGUCUGGAGCCCUUGGUGCAGCUCUAUCACGAUGUGUUGUACGAUAGUGAAAUAAAAGCGAUUCAAAAUAUGUCAGUUCCCGAAGCCAACGCCAAGAGGGUGGAGCUGAGCGUAAAUCAGAGAAUUGCUGAUAUGACGGGCUUCGGUAUGAUGGAGCAUAAUAAGCUGCACGUGCUCAACUUUGCCCUGGGCCAAGGCGCCGACACGAAAAGCUGCAAAGCGCGUGCCGAUCGCAUAGCCACAAUUGUCUUUUAUGCGAAUGACGUUGCUGUCGGUGGCGCUACCAUUUUUCCAAAACUGCGGCUUCUGGUCCAGCCGAGGCGUGGCACAGCCCUGCUGUGGUACAAUUUGAAUGCAGCCGGCGCAGCAGAUCCUUUGGCAAAGCACGCUGUGUGCCCCGUGGUCCUGGGCUCCAGAUGGGCCAUUACAAAGUGCAUGGAGCAGGAACAGCGGCGGCCGUCCAAGAAGCUCUGCCUGGCCUGAAUAGAUAUAUAGAUGUCUCUGAAAGAUAAGAGUAAUGCUAAUAAACAGCUCAAUGCUUACAAAAGUGGAA
Messenger RNA from Drosophila navojoa, 1571 nucleotides. RefSeq names its product prolyl 4-hydroxylase subunit alpha-1. The record is from RefSeq and is a predicted model, not a curated record. Gene Ontology annotation, biological process: peptidyl-proline hydroxylation to 4-hydroxy-L-proline. Gene Ontology annotation, cellular component: endoplasmic reticulum. Gene Ontology annotation, molecular function: iron ion binding; procollagen-proline 4-dioxygenase activity; L-ascorbic acid binding. NCBI's taxonomy places the organism in Eukaryota, Metazoa, Arthropoda, Insecta, Diptera, Drosophilidae.